Molecule: messenger RNA, 8323 nt
Organism: Lymnaea stagnalis (great pond snail)
Lineage: Eukaryota; Metazoa; Mollusca; Gastropoda; Lymnaeidae
Source: the annotation of a GenBank genome assembly
AAAGAAAUUCCCGAUUUUAGUCUGAAGCCUAUUUGUAAGUUCAACGUUUUUUAGCCUUUGUCUUAUAAUAAUACUAAUGAAAAUAGUUUAUGAUGGUAGAAAUGUGUCCAAAUAAGAUUAGGAAUUUCAUUUGAGAUUUUUUUAAAAGAAUGUAGAUGUUGCUUAACUUUUAAAAUAAAUGCAACCAUGGCAAAUUUUAAGUAGAGCGUUGAGUGUUGUCACAACAGUGUUGUGCUUUCUGCUUUAGGCCAGUAUAGUAUCAGUAUCAGUUGAAUAGGCCAGUACUCCAACUCAAAUUUUCAAAUACGUCUGACAUACGCAAAGCAUAUCUUGGAAAGAGCUUUUACUUAGCUUUCCAAUGACACCCAGAUAAUCUUUCUAUCAUUUAGACAUAUAGCAGAAAAGUUAUGAAAUUUUUAGUGAUUUAUUUUUUCCCCACUAUUUAUUUGGCUUUGUUUUUUUUUUUUUAAUCUUUUAAAACUCUGAUCGCAUUAUUUCUCUUUUCUUUGGUACUAUUUUGCUUUUAUCUUCUUGGCUAUUACUUAUUAUUACUAUUAAAGUUAGAGCGCUCAAAUUUGCAAGAGACAUUUACAAUACAAUUUUUAACAAAACAAAGCACAUGAAUUGUGAAUUUACUUAUUAUAUUUUAUAAUUCAUAUAAAUUUCAAUCAAAACACCAGUACACAAAAUAAUGAAAAUCUCCCUUAAGAGCAUCAGAAACAAAAUUUGACAAUGUUAUUUUUUCAUGAUCUGUGUCAGAAAAUACCAACUCUAAAAACAAUUUUACAGAUUUCUUACCCUAACCAACUAUAUUGCUGGUUUAGCCAGCAUCCCAACAACAUACACCUCAAGCACCCUGUAUAAGGCGGAUAAAUCCUAUAGCCAGAGCAGUAACUGGCCCAAAAAAACAUGGACACAGUUUAUGGAUCAGGUGCCCUAGCAAUACUUCAUCCUCAUUGAUUGGUAGACUGAACACAUCUUCUUCUGUUUUCAAUAUUAAAUUGGGUUGUUUCUUGAUCUCUAGGUGGGGAAUGCAUGUCCUCAUGUGUGGAAUCGGUUUAAAAAACAAAGAAAAGGGGCUAAAGCUAAUGCAUUGCCAUAAUCUUUUCACAAGGAAUGAUGAUAAUUCAAUAUGUAACUCUGAAAAAAAAUUAAAAAAAUUAAAAUAUAGUACCGGUACUGCUAAUUAAGAAUACAUACAAAAACUGUGAUUCAAUUGUCUUAAACAGGACACACAAUGUUCUUCAGUUUAUCUACAUUUAUAGCUGUUAAUAACAUAGAGCCAGAGGCUAUCUUAACCUCUCUUCAUGUCACCUCACUCUUAUAUUUCUAUUCCAUAAUAAUUAAUAAUAUAUGGGCACCAUAAUUCCUUUAUUUCAAAGUGUAAGUGUUCAUGAACAUUUAAAAAUACCCAUAAUGGCCAGCAAGGUCCAACAAGUUCAGAGAUUCACAAACUUUAUCAGUCAACAACUGGAGAUACUCAAGCAAGAGAGGAAAAAUCUCCGAGAUACUGCAGAUGACGCAAUCAGUCAGGUAGGCUCUAAAUGCUUAUUUUAGAAUAAUUUAAUAGCAAAAUGUCAUAAAGAGCUAAAUAUCUAUUGUUCCAUACAAUCAGAGGAAUGCCACAGACACAGCACAGCACCCACAAAUAACCUUUCUGUUUAGUUUGAUAAACCCGGCCUACUCUAUAUAAAUGAUUUAAUUUAAUUAUUUUUUUAAAUUUAAAGAACAGAUAGCUACAUGUAGUGAUGAUAUACUUUGAAUGGAGCAUUAGUUAAAACAUUAAAAAAUAUUAUCAUAAGAGUGUUAUCUUGUCAAGCUUCAUAAAUUAGGCAUUAUAAUUUGACAUUUAUUGCCCUUGCUGAUCAGAGCUGGUCAGUUUCUUCAGCAUUUACAAAUUAUGCUGUACAACAGUGUAUCAAAGUAAAGCAUAAUUUCAAGGACGAUUAUAUUGAUUACUAAUUGCUGCCUCUGUUUGUAAAUAACACCAUAUUAACAUAUCAAAACAAAUAUUUCCUUUUGUCUAAACUAUAAAAAGAUAUUUUAAAAACAGAUUAAAAUAUUGUAAAAUAUUUUAAAAUUCAAAAUGUUAUACUGUAUUCAAUGACAUGUACCAGCAUUUUAGUUUUGUACUGAAAUAAGCUAACAACAAAGUCAUGCAUAAAAGGUAGAUUAAAUGAUGCAUUUAAUAGGUACAAGGAGAAGUAGAUGCCUGGGUCCAUGGAGGGCUUGUCAAUCAGUCAACAUGUGCCAGGAUGAAUAACAGAAUUCAGCAAGUUAUAACUUUGUUGAUGGCCAAGACUGUUGAAAUUUCAGGUAUUUUUGUUUAUGUAAGCUAUUUUCAUAUAUUUGUGGAAUAUUCCAGACAUUAACAUAAUAUAUUUAACGUAAUAUUAGAAAGUAUAUAGUUGUACGAAUUUUUAGUUAUUCAAAAUAAAGUUAAAUCAUAUUAUAGAUUUGAUUUUAAUUAAAAUGAAGUGUUUUAAAAAAAACAAAACAUUUAAUGAUAUAUUUAUAUAAAAGAUUUCUGGUUUCAAUAAUUUCAUAAAAAGUGUUUUUUUUUGGCAAGUCUUUUAUUGCACCUAACUUUGAUUUGUUUUUAGCAUAAACAGAAAAAGAGUAAAGAAUGUCAUUAUUUAAAUUACAUUAUUUAUUUUUAUGUCUUAAGAUCUAGAGAUUAAAGAAAGUGAAAGUGAGAUAAAUCAAAUGACUUUAGCAAAAAGCAAUGAUUCAACAAAUCCUAAGCUCAGUCACACAAGCGAAGAAUCCGAAGAUAAAACGAUGCCUAAAAGAGAAGACACACUACAUAAAUCAGGUAGAUAUUUGUUGGUACAAAAUCUUUAUUUCUUUAAAAUGCUGGGGUUUUUUUUUUUUUGGCUGGCUUGCAUGUAUAUGAAUUCAAUGAUAUGAAUUUGCUUGAAACUAAUUGAUAAACUUUAAUUUAUAUAAUAUAUAAAAACAAAACAAGAAUUUAAAAAAAACUAGGAUUAUCAGUGUUAUGAAGGAGAUGAUUUAAAAUACACUUAUUGAUUGUCCUUGAUCAAAAUUGGAAACAGUUAGUAUGAGGCCAUUUAAGAGAGGGAUCAUACAUUUCCAUUCCUUUGACUACUAUGGUUAAAACUAAUUUCAAUUGAUUUCAAUUUCUAUUGAAAUACAGGUGAAGAUACUGACAAUAUUUCCACUAUGAGAAUUUCCAGACUAGAGGAAGCUGUACUCUCACUUAAAAAGACAACAGAACAUAGUCAAGAAAAACAAGAAAUUGUCAACAAAAAACUGGAAAUCUUAACAAACGCGAAUUUAAAAUCAAAGACAAAAAUUCAAGGAAGACUUACUGAACUUGAGAAAACAAGCAAAGAAAUUUCCUCAAAUGUUGAUGAUUUGUUUGAAACUGUAACAAAUGUUGAUGAAAAGUUAAACAGAUCAGAAGAUGAAAAUAAGUCUGUCAAUGUCUCAAUGAAUGAACUCAAUAAACAGAUCAGCUCUGUUAGAACUUGUAGCAAUGACGCCCUUAUGUCCAUACAAGAUUUGUCAAAGAGCGUCGAGAGUUCAAAUCAAAAUUAUAAUGAAAUGUCUAAUAAAAUGGAUCAACUGGAAAUCUCCAUUAAUCUGAUGUCAUCUCAGUACACCGAGCAGUUUGAAAAUAUGAGCAGUCUCAAUACGGAUAAAGUUGAUGAUAUGGUAGUUAAUAAUAUAUUUUAGCUAAAUUAUGUUAUAAUAACCUUAGUAAACUGAAUUAAGAAUUUAAAGUGUUUUCAUUUAUUUCAAAGUAAUUAUGUUACUAAAACAUGUUAUUUUAUAGGGUUUAAUAAUUAAAAAGAAAAUUAAAUACAAUUAAUAUAAAUACAAGGCAUAUAUUUGAUAAACAUUAAAAAAUAUUUUAAAUGACUAAUUUUAAUUAUGUCAUUAAUCAAAAUGUGGAAAAAAAUAAUUUAAAAUGACAUGACUGACAGAUGUCAAGAUAUAUAAAAACAACUAUCCGGUUUUUUUGUAUACCAGCAUGACUUACUGCCAUACGCAUUGUACUAAACUAACACAAUGUUUUUUUCUUUUAAAGUUUGGUAUGGUAUGUCAGAUACUGGCUAAAAGGUUAACUCCAUUGGAAGAACUAAGAGAAAAUUUAAAUACAACUAUCAGUACAAGAAAAGAAUUGUCACAAAAGGUGAAUAUACUUUUUUUUUUUUUUUAGAUGUGUUCAACUUUUGUCAUUGACACCAUCAGUUUGAUAAAAAAAUAAACUUAUUUUAGAAAAAAUUUAAAAACAAAUAUAAAUAAAAAAAAAAAAUUAUCACAAAAGGUUAAUUUUCUUUUUUUUUUUUUUUAGAUGUGUUCAACUUUUGUCAAUGACACCAUCAGUUUGAUAAAAAAAUAAACUUAUUUUAGCAUGCAAAUGCUUUUGUGCAGUAAGUACCUGGAAUAUUAGACUUCCAGGUACUGAGUUAACUGGGGCUUUUCUGCAGCUGCCUUUCGGUUGGCUUCAUGUUGUAUGGAGUGUUUGUGUCUAGAGGAACACCACUUCACUUGAUCCUUCUUCCGAUUCUUCCCAUUUUCGGGCUCUAAAUCGAACGCUUUCAGUGAGGUUUUCAGGUUGUCUUUCAAGCGUUUCUUCUGUUCUCCAUCAAACCGCCUUCAAUGCUCGAGCUUACCAUGGAAUAUUUUUUUGCUCAUGCAGUCAUCUGACCUUUGCACCACAUGGCGCCUCAAGUGAAGCUUGGACUUCAUUAAAAUGGUGAGGAUGCUAAGGACCUACUAGAACCUCAGUGUCUGGGAACCUGUGCUGCAAAGUGCAAUUUGGUGAUGAGGAUUUUCAUGAGACGUGCAUCAAAGGGUUCAACAUUCUUGCAUGGUUUUAUCUACUUGUCCGCGCUUCAUGGGCAUAGAGAAGUGUAGGGAUCACAGUCGCCUUGUACUUGUAUAUUUGUAUUUUAGUUUGAUGAUGGUUACACGUUGACGUGCACUUAUUUCACUCUACAACAUUUUAAGGCUAUGUUAUUGUUGCGCACUGGCCUCUAUUGUGAGAAAUUAAUCUCUUGUUUUAAGUUAUGGCUCGUUCAAACAGUUUCCUUUUGAACGCAUUAUUUUGUUUUACGAUAGAGUAUAGUGCGUUCAAAAUGAAAUUUGAUGAAUUAUUUAUCGUGGGAAUUGAAAAGAAUUUCCGUUCGAUCAAAUUUCCUUCGAUCAAUUUACCGUCGACGAAAUCUUUCGAUCAAAUUUCCGGUAACCAGCAUUCUAUGCUAAUGAACUAUUUGAUCUUAAAAUUAGAACUGGAUGUUAUGUUGUUUUUUUUAAAUUUUACUAACCUUUUUUAUUAGUGUUAAGACCAUUUUGACCUUAUCGUCCAGCCCAUUAAAUGUCUUGUACUUGAUAUGAUAACACCAACACUUACACGACAAAUGGAAUCGUCGUUUGGUGUAUUGAUAAAACAAACCUAAAUCCAUUACCUGAUGGAUUUACUAAAAUAUGGGAACUGAUUUGAAAUAAAGCAAUUAUAUGCUGAUCGACGCUUAAAACUAGAGAUAAACUCUUCGUGAAAAGGGAUUUCUGUCAAGGAAUAAAUUGAUAUCGACUUUUGGUUGUUGUUUUUUUUGUUGUUGUCUGGGUAAUCAAAAGGGUUUACACUGCUGUUUCGUAUGACACUUUAAUCAAUGUUUUCCAGUAUAUCACGCUCAUUCUAUUUUCUUGUAAAUUGUUAACAUUUUCAGGUCCAAAAUCCAAUCUACGAUGAUCGCCAAAAGCCAAGCUACGAUGACGCCCAACACAGAGUUGCUUUCACCUCUGCUCCUCGGAUCAACUUUUGGCCAUUUCCAUUGCCGCAGGGUGCAGAGCCAGGAGUCAGAAGCGCAAUUAGGGGGGCGGGCAGAGGUGCCCCUGGUACUCAGCCACAAAAAAAGCUUGACAAAUAUUAAUAUAAUUGAACCACUUUGCCCCUGUUAUAAUUCAUAAUGAGAUUGUGAUUGUGAAAAGUCUGCACUUAAUUUGAGAGCAGCGGGAGAGAUCCUAAUUAAAAAUUUAGGUUUCACUUUACCUCAGAGUGGGGGGGGGGGGGGCCUCCGAUAUUUUUGGGUUUUAGUUGUGCUGUAGACACUUUUUGUAUAAUCCAAUUAGAAUGUAAGGUGGUGGAAAGACAAAACCUAAAAUUUUGCAGGUGGGUCUCAGAAAUUCAAGCGAUGUCUCUGCUUAACCUAAUUUUGCUAUAUACAUAUUUUUUUACAUUACUAAACAACGGUGGUUUUAAAUAUUAUUUAAACUAUUUUUGGGGUAAACUACUAAAUAAUUAAGAUUUUUUUUUAACUUCCAAAAAAGAUUUUCAUCACAAAAAAUCACUGCCAACAUUAUUUUAAAUGUUGAACGCAAUUGAAAAAACAUAUUUUCAACAAAUUCAUUUUUCUAAAUAAUUCCAAGUUGUUAUUAUGUGUCAAAAAGAGAAAAAAAAAUAUUGUCUAUAAAAAACUAUACAUUUUAAGGCGGUUCAAAAGUGGUUAUUUUUAUCAAUUCUUUAAGAAAUGCAUAUUUAUUUUAAAAAGUCAUGGGUUGUUUACAAAAGACAACUAUUGAUUAAUGUGUGAAUUUAUCCAUGCGAAAAUCGUAAAAUAAUAAGUAUAAAUAUUCCUUAAUUCAGUUAAUUAAAAAUUUCAUUUGGGAUUUUACACAACUAUAACUUUAUUCAAUGAAUUUAAAAUCUCAUUUUCGAUAUACUUAAAAGUCAUUUUUUUAAAAAACAAAGCCAUAGAAUUUAGUGUCAAUUUGAGCCUCUAGAUGGAGGAUUUUUAUUUCAAAAAUUCAUAAAUAAAAUGGAAGCGGCAUAAUAUUCGAAAUGCUUUUUUUAUUAUUUUUUUUUUUAUUUUUAAUCGAUUUGCUUUAUUUUCAUCUAAAAAAAUAAAUGUUUUAAAAAAUGCGUGCAGAUAGAUUGGUUGGGAGGGGGGGGGGUGGGUGGUCGUUUAUUUUUCUGAUAGUAAUUUUUUUUUUUUUUUUUUUUUUUAUUUUUAAUCGAUUUGCUUUAUUUUCAUUUAAAAAAAUAAAUGUUUUAAAAAAUGCGUGCAGAUAGAUUGGUUGGGAGGGGGGGGGUGGGUGGUCGUUUAUUUUUCUGAUAGUAAAAAGAGACAAGUUGUUGGGUAUUUAAUAUACAUAAGGAAGGCUAAGUUUCUUUUUUUUAAACUCUGAUAUUCCGGAAACUGUUACAAAAGUAAGGCAUCAAGAGAAAACUUAAGAGAUUUCGCUUUAAUAAUAAUUGGUGAAAUUUUUUCUAUUUGUGUACAUACGUUAAAUUCUUCUUUUUUUUUGUUUUGAAAAAAAAAUAUAUCAAUUUUUUUAUUUUUUUUACGCAUGAGGCCAUCUUACACUUUAUAAGUAACUUUAAAUCCCUAUUUUAAAAGUCAACUUUUAUUUUUAAAAUAAAAUUUGAAAACAUAUUGCACGUUUGAUACUUAACAAGAAUUAUUUUAAAUUAUAGACCUUUUUAUUGAAGUUACGGUAGUUAAUAAAGUUUUAUUAAAGUCUUUAAGCUUGUGAAGUUUUUAAAAAAGUAAGUAAAUAAAAAUACUUAUAUAUGCGAGCAACAUGAUGUAAGCUACAGCUUAUAAUCAGGAGCGGCUAUUUUCGAAACAGUGUGAUAUUUAUUAUCGAAUUGCGUAAGCCUCUAACGAGAUUAUUCUUAAGUAGAAGGAAUAUCAAAUCUAUCGAGCUUAGCAAUAUUUCACGGUUUCAACUAAUUGCAAUCGGUUACAGGCAUCAACCAUGACGAGAUUCAUGAUGGUGUUCAACGUUUUAAAAUUACAGGACCGAUUUUUUUUUUUGUAUUUUAACAGUAAUUAAAAAAAAACGCAAGCAAAAAUGUCCAGUUACACCUGAGCUUUUAAGUUAAACCAGCGGUUCUCAAUCUGUGGGUCAUGACCCCUUUAGGGGUCGCACGACCCUUUCCCAGGGGUCACCUUACAAAGUCUUACUGGUAUAAUAAUAUGAAACCUUAUGGUUUUGAAAGAUGAAAAACGAGGCUUUGAGAAUAUUGAUACAUGAAAACCUUUUUUUUUUAAUGUUAUAUUGAUUGUACUGUGUUCGAAUUUCACGAGCUCGAAUAAUUAGAAUCAGGUUAUAAACUAAAACAUGCACAUAUAAGUUUAAUGAGAUAUCGUCUUCUUUUACAUUCUCAGAGAACACUGCGAGUGUAAUAACUUACUUAAGACGUAUUUAAUAUUUUACACUUAACAUGUUACAAAAAUUAGCAUACAGUGAAAUGAAUCAUACGAAAUAAGUCACUACAUGUUUUUUUGUUGGAUGAAUUUAUUCAAAACAUUUUCUUAGAAUGAAUAAACCAUUUUUUUCAAAAUCA